Larimichthys crocea (large yellow croaker) is the source of this 5207-nucleotide messenger RNA. Its product is annotated as KIAA2012 ortholog. Bases 108 to 3815 code for a protein of 1235 amino acids. NCBI's taxonomy places the organism in Eukaryota, Metazoa, Chordata, Actinopteri, Sciaenidae. The record is from RefSeq and is a predicted model, not a curated record. The transcript has 23 exons.
CAGAAACACAAAGUACCAACUCUGGACAGCCUAGCAACAGGGACUGAACACAUACGCACACAUGCAGGGCAGUCUUUGUCAGGGAGACAGCAGGACGAAGCGACAUCAUGAAGGAUUUGUCUUUGUCCCUGCUGAGUCGGGGGUGUGGUCGAUUCGUCUCGUCCAACAGAAAGACAGGGAGAUAUGAUGGACGGCUGGAUGUCUGCUUCACACCGCAGGAUUACUACAUCUGGAAAUCCCAGGACUCUUUCUUGCAACUGUCCAACAGUGGUCAUCUACGUGUGGAGACAGAAUCAACCCUCCCAAAGACUUACAGCACUCGUAGGGGCCCGCUUCUGCUGUACUCCAAGGACCUUGUUACUAUGGAAACUAGUUGUCACUCAGACACCAGAGACAGAAAGAAGUGUGCUGUUCAGAGGUACACUCAACAAGUGGAACAGCAGCUUAGCACCCUCAAAGAGCUAACAGCAGCCAUUUUGAAUUACAGCACUCAGUUCACAUCCUCCAGACUUGGUGCAACCUCCUUUCCUCCUUUUCAUCUCCCUCUUGCUCCAGACCUUCAUCAUCCCAAUCCUCCAUUAAUUCACACCACACAAGAACAGUCCAGCCCAGAGUUGCUUGUACAGUUGAAUCCCCAGUGGGUUGCUGCUGAGAGAAACACUGAACAACUUAAGAAUCAACCUGAAGAUAAAAAGGGAGACGUGUGCAACAAGAAGAGAGUAAGGCUGGAUCUAUUUCUCCAAAUACCCAGUACCUCCAUGACGCCUCCUCCACAGAUGGAGCCUCAACCCUGGUUACACUACGUAGCAGUCUCCCCUGAAGAAGAACCUCAGGCGUAUUUAGACGCGAGUCAGCAACAUACUAAAAAUUCAGGACAAAUUGAAAUAAGCCAUCAAGAUAUGGAAGCGGAGCACCAUCAUCCAAAUGUGAUCUGUGUCCGUGGCGCCGCAGAAGAUCAAGGUUGUUCCAUUCAAGAUGGUGAAACGACCAGUGAUGAAGGCAACUAUGAAACAUCUAUGAGUGUAAACAGACAUGGGAGGACAGGCCUCCUUCCUCCUCUGACAGUGGCACAUUCAGUCUGUCAUGGACUCUCUGAGAAGACAGACAGGACAAGGUGGGAGGGCCCCAGCAAUGAUGAACACCAUGAACACCACCUACCUCCCAUAGAAGAGAGUCGUAUUGUUAUCCCGGGCCGGGCUAUCCAGUCUCAGACUCAAAAGGAUGCCCAGCCAAAGGCAGAAACAGUUGGAUAUCAAUGCCAAGAAAAUCUGAAUCGAGUGUCGUCACAACUCCAUCAGCUUCCUAUGGUGUUUCCUGGGAAGGAGGAAGAGAUCAAUGGGAAGCAACGAGGAGGAGAAAAAAUAGAGAGACGAUACUCUAAAAAAGUGGGGCAGGGAGGAGGUGGAGGAGGAGCAAGGCUUCCCUCUGAGAAAGGCUCUAUAAUUCAGAUGGAGCCAGGAGAAGAGCCUCCACCUCCAGUAGGAGUGUUGGGUUGUGUUGCAGGACGGAAAGGCCCGGGGAAGCAGACCUCUUUGGCUUUCUUACAGAACCAACUACUUGACCUCAAAGACCCCUGUGAAUCCACUGAGGCCAACAGAGGUGUGGUUAGGGGCAUUCUGCCUCUGGAGCUGAGAGAUUUGCAGAAUGACAAAUCUGUUGGCAGCCUGAUCCUAGGUCCUGAUGGGGAGAUCAUACAGCUGUCACUGCACGACAACAGCCAGGAGCCACCACAGGGUGAUAGUGACACACAGCAGCAAGCUCUCCAGGUUUUGUCCGCAGAAGGAGAGAAGUUACCCUGGGUCAUUGUCCUGCAGCCUGAACAUACACAUACAGAGGGAGGAGUGGACCUGAACACAGAUGUUCCUGUGAAUGACCAGCAUGAUCAGUCUAUACAUAAGCUCUUGGAUCCUCAUAGAUCAACAAAGACUAAUGCAUGCUCACCCAGCAGCCACACAGACCCAGGUAAACCUCCAGUGGCUGUGACCAAGAAAAAAACAAAGACUACAGAGACAGUGACGAAAACAUGGAAGAGGCCUAAAAGAGAUGCCAAAAACAACAUUAGGAUGCCUCCACUCAGGGAGUGUGUAGGGAAGGAGGAGCGAAGCAGAGGCAACACUGAGGCAGAGGAGGAGGACGAAGAGGAAGAGCUGGGCAGAGAUGGACGGACCAGCCAUUCGUCUGGAUCAGAUCAGCCAGGAAAGCUCCAGUUUAAAGACAAUUCAUCAUGUAGUGAGCAGAAAAUCAAUCCAAAUGAAGAAACAACAAAGGAUGCUGUGGACAAAAAGAGCACGAAUACUAAGAGGAAAGAUGCUGAGGAAGCUGCAAAAACUACAGGGAAAAAGGAUCUGAAAACAAGUGCAGAGUCAGACGGACAGACAUCCAGGAUGAGGAAGGAAGGAAGAUCACAGAGACAAAAGACUGGAAGUGAUACUCAAUCAACCAGGAAACAGAAACAAGAGAAGACUGACAGAGAAGCAGAGGAGGGCCAGGACAAUGCUGUUCUCCAUUCUGUGAAAAAGAAGGUGACAGACAGGGAAGGAGUGAAAGGAGAAGUGAAGAUAAAUGAGGAGAAGAAAGAAGAGCGAGCUAAAGUGGCGAGCCAAAGGGAAGAGUCUGCAGGAGGGAGGAGGCGGAAAGGAAGGCUGAAACACAAAGAUUUGGUUGUUGGAAACCCUGAGGAACCCCUUGAGAAAGAGGAGGUGGAUAUUAAUCAGGAAAUUAAAGAGUUGUCUCACCUAAAAUCCACCAAAAGGUGGUCCACAACACACAGCGACAAUACCAAACCAAAUUCAGAGGAAGACACAGACCAUCUUUCCACAAAUGCUGACAAACACAGCAGCAUCCGAUCAGUGAGCUCACUCAGGUCUACUGCUGCUACAUCUCAGUUCAAUCACAGGAGCUUAAGGAGGUCUGCUGCCUCUUCCUGUGAAGGUUCAGUGCCAACCAGCGCCAUGGGACUCACUUCAUCAUGUGGCCGCCUGUCAUCAUGUUCAACUGUCAUGAUAAGAGAGGAACAGCUGAUGCUGAACCCAGUGCAGCCAGAGUCCUCCAGGCACAGAAAGCGUCAGGAGCAACAGGAGGAGGCCGUAGCUCUGCAUCUGGCUCAGCGAGAGGAGCAAAGGAGGCAGGAGGUGGAGAGGAAGAGGAGCAAGCAGGAGGAAGAGGAGAGGAAGCAGCAGGAGAGGGAGCAGACAGAGGAAAGGAUGAAGAGCGAGCUGGAGGAGGAGAGGAUGAAGAGAACUGAGGAACUCAGGCUGAAGAGGCUGGCAGAAGAAGAGGAGCAGAGGAAACGUGACGAAGAGCUGCAGGAGCGAGCUAGACGGGAACAGGCACAAAGAGAAAGGGAGAGGAGGAGGCAGGAGGAGAAGAGACGGCAGAUGGAGCGACUCCAGAGGUUGAGAGAGGAGGAGGAACAGAGGAAGAAAGAUGAAUUAGAGUGUCUGCGCCUGGAAGAUGAGAGGAGGCAGGAGGAGGAGAACAAGAAGCUACAGGAGAUGGAUGAGAGUGAGAGGAUAGAGUAUCUUUGUAGGAAGAAGCAGGAGGAGGAGGAUAGGAAGAAUAAAGAAGAGGAGCGUAAAAGGAUAGAAGAGGAGGCUGCCUUACAGGCCGCAGAGGAGAACAGGCUGCAGACGGAACUGCUCACCAGACAGAUGGCGCUGUUGCAGCAGCGGUUGGCUUUCAAAAGAGAUCUUGUGUUGGAAGCUGAAGGUCUGGAGAAAACUCAGGGUAUCUCCAGACCGUGGAUCUACUCUUAUUUCACUUUGUUACAGCUACUGGGUCUGAAACCAACUAAAGCUGAGCCCGAAACCCCCUGACCUACUCUAUUUUCCAUUUGAGAACAUUAUGGACGAGUAGGAACGGGAAAAGAUUUUGUCUGAUGAAUGGUUCACUGAUUUAAAAAAAUCAUUAAAUCAAAUGAAACACAAUUAGUGAUCCCCACAUUCAUACUCAUCUGUUGCUAGCAAGAAAAUACUUUUUUCCAUUCCUUUAUGUUUUGUUUUCCCUUUGUUUCUAGAGUGACAAAAGUUUUCAAUCAUGUUGUUGUAUUAUUAUUAACUAACAGGAGCAGCAUCAUUGUGUCACACCGUGGUAAAGUUUUGUCUUGUCCUGGAUUUUUGUUUUGUUUUAUUUUGAGAAAAAAAAACACUUCCUGUUUUAUUUUGAAAAUUAACUUUCCUCUCAUUUCACAUCACAUGCCCUUCUUCAUGUGUCACUGGUCCAAGUGUCUUCCCUGAUUCCUGAUUGUGUCCACCUGUUCCCCAUUAUCCUCGUGUUUUAUAGUCUGCGUCUCCCUUUGUCUUGUGUGUCUCGUCCUUGCCAUACACCCCACCCUUCAUCCACGUUUUGUAAUUUCUCAUAGCCUCCUUUUGGAGUGAUUUUUUUUUUUGUUCUAGGUUAAAAUUUCGUAGUGUCGUGCUGAGCCCCUUUUGUUGUCAUUUAUACCAGAGUAGUUUUUUCCUCCCUUGAGAGUGUUUUGAGUUUUGAGUUCAUAGCCUUUUGUUUUCCUCCUUGUGGAGCGAUCUUUAGUUAAUUCAUAGUUUAUUUGAUAGCCGCUUUGGUUAUCACUCUGUCUGGGAGGUGGAAGAUUUAAAUAAAGUCUGUCGGAACUUGUAUUACUCUGCAUCUGUCCUCUUUGAGUCCAGGUCUGACACAUUGAAAAUAAGACCAAAAAGAAUGUCCAAUUACAAGAUGGUUAUCACAAAUUUGUUUAUAAUGGCCACACAACACAUGUGUUACGGCCGCUGCUGUUUCACCCCAUGAGGUCUCUUGUGUGUGUCUAUCCCAGUAGGUAAAUGCAGGUGUGCAGUGGCCGUUAACGGAUUGGUUCCUGGAAACCGAGAGGAUUGGGAUUGGUCCUCUGUAUCCUCUCCCGACCGGCCAAUGGAAUUUCUGGGACUGGGCAGGUUUAGUUUUGAUUUAAUUACUGAUUACAUAUGAGAAGACUUUCUGUUAGAUUCAUUAGAUUUAGGGGUGCUGUUUUCAAUGUUUUUUGGUUAUUAAUAAAAGUAGAUUAAAUAGUGAGGUUUUUGUUUCUGGUUAUGUUUAAAGUGACUUAGUAUAGAGGCUCUGUUAGAGUUCUCUUUUUGUUAUAUUAAUUUGUUCUUUUAAACAGCACUCGUGCGCCCUUUUUGUUCCAUUUUCCCUCACCACCUUUUGUUAAAGUAAGAAAAUAAACGGACAAACCUGAAACAAGUGUCAUUUUUCUU